GCGGGGCUAGGGCUGUCCCCAGUCCCGCGCACCGCCUCCCUCGGGGUCUCCGCCUCCGGGACCUGCGGCCGGGCGAGCUUCAGAGCGCGGCUUCCCCGCGGGCGGCGUGAUGGGUUGCGGGAACUCCACUGCCACCAGCGCGGGCGCGGGCCGAGGUCCAACAGGAGCAGUUAAAGAUGCAACAGAAGACUCCAUAACAGACGAUGACAAGAGGAGAAACUAUGGAGGAGUGUAUGUUGGCCUGCCCUCUGAAGCUGUCAGUAUGGUGUCUAGUCAAGCAAAGACAGUACAGAAAAAUUAGAGGAAGACAAAGCGGUGAUGGCUGGAUACCCGAGAG
This is a messenger RNA of Acomys russatus (golden spiny mouse), 337 nucleotides long. It is a transcript of the gene C31H12orf75, whose product is annotated as chromosome 31 C12orf75 homolog. The record is from RefSeq and is a predicted model, not a curated record. The transcript is spliced from 5 exons. Bases 110 to 301 code for a protein of 63 amino acids. Lineage: Eukaryota; Metazoa; Chordata; Mammalia; Rodentia; Muridae.